UUCCACUUGCAUUUAGAUAAUUAAACUGUCGCCUCAAUAUAACAAAACAUUUCGCAGAUUACAUUGUAUUACGUAUCCUCGCGUGGUGAUAAGAAUUUGUUUAUUAAAAAGUCAAAACGACCUUUAGUACCGCUAAUCUAACAAACCAGUCUUAGGAGAGCCACAGACGGGGACAACGAGUGUUAAUAACAGUGUUCAGUGAGGCAAAAUGGUUGCGAGGAAAAGAGUUCUCGACUUGUUGCAAGUCAUCACCAGCAACUCAUGUAAAUGUCCGGCUCACUCCCAUGGAUCCGUCUCACAUUCCAGCAGUCUGCCGAACGCCCUGCCCUCGAAAGAAUACGCAUUUGAAAUGGCCUCAUCGACUGUUCGUUAUGGAAAGGGGGUGACCAGAGAAAUCGGCCAGGAUAUGGUCAACUUCAAAGCAAAAAAAGUUGCAGUCUUCACCGACCCUAACUUGGCAAAACUGCAACCAGUUAAAACCACCAUCGAAUCUCUCACCAAAAACGGAGUUGCUUUUGAAGUAUUCGAUAAAGUUAGAGUUGAACCAACCGACGCUAGUUUGUUAGAAGCAACCAAAUUCGCUCGUUCUCAAAACUUCGAUGCUUAUAUUGCAGUAGGUGGUGGCUCAGUAAUGGAUACAGCCAAAGCCGCCAAUUUAUACGCAUCAGACCCCGAUGCUGAAUUAUUGGACUAUGUCAACGCCCCAAUUGGCAAAGGAAAGGUCGUUAAGGUACCCCUGAAGCCUCUCAUUGCUAUUCCAACAACCUCAGGAACGGGUAGUGAAACAACUGGAGUGAGCAUUUUUGAUUAUAAACCGUUGCAAGCCAAAACUGGUAUCGCCAGUAGAGCCCUGAAGCCCACCUUGGGAAUCGUCGAUCCACUCCACACUCUGUCACUUCCAGAAAGAGUCACCGCCUUCAGUGGCUUCGACGUGUUCUGCCACGCCUUGGAGUCGUUCACAGCCAUUCCUUUCGAUGAAAGAACUCCCUGUCCCCCAAACCCCAACGAAAGACCUACUUAUCAAGGAAGAAACCCAAUUUCUGAUGUGUGGGCCAGAUACGCCCUUAACAUAAUCGCCAAGUACUUUGAAAGAGCUGUUUAUAACCAAGACGACAUAGAAGCCAGAGCUUCCAUGCACUUGGCUUCCACCAUGGCUGGCGUAGGUUUCGGCAACGCCGGCGUCCACUUGUGUCACGGUUUGUCCUAUCCGAUUUCCGGUAAUGUCAGAUCGUUCGUACCCAACGACUACAGUGACGACCAUCCGAUUAUUCCUCACGGCUUGUCCGUCGUUGUGACCGGUCCAGCCGUCUUCCGUUUCACUUCAUCCGCUUGUCCGGAAAGACAUUUGGAAGCCGCACAGAUUUUGGGUACAGACGUCUCUAACGCUAAGAGGGAGGAUGCCGGAGCUAUUUUGGGAGAUACUGUAAGGAGGUACAUGGACAAGAUGAAAAUUGAGAACGGUUUAGGAGCACUUGGUUUCAAGAAAGAUGAUAUUCCACAGCUGGUUAAAGGAACACUACCACAGAAACGCGUUACUAAAAUGGCUCCAAGGGAACAAUCUGAAGAAGACUUGGCCAGCCUGUUUGAAAAUUCCAUGAGUGUUUAUUAAGCAUUUAAUUUUUUGUACUAAUUGUGGUACAUUGAAAGUAUAACAUAACUAAUAAUUAGUUGCAGGAAUUCACAAGAGCUUUUUGUAUUAUUUGUAAAAUUGUAUAAAUAAAAUUGUUAUCUACAAAUAA
Molecule: messenger RNA, 1739 nt
Organism: Aethina tumida (small hive beetle)
Lineage: Eukaryota; Metazoa; Arthropoda; Insecta; Coleoptera; Nitidulidae
Gene: T3dh
Product: probable hydroxyacid-oxoacid transhydrogenase, mitochondrial
Exons: 7
Coding region: 209-1609 (466 amino acids)
Cellular component (GO): mitochondrion
Molecular function (GO): alcohol dehydrogenase (NAD+) activity; metal ion binding
Source: RefSeq, a predicted model, not a curated record